AUGUUUUUUACCGGAAUUCCAGAAUCUAUGGAAGCUGUCAUCAUUAAAGACAAUAAGCCAGUAAUAGACAAAAGUGUAAGAGUGCCCCUCUUGGAUGAUGGUUUUAUCCUAAUUAAAGUCCUUUCAGUAGCUGCAAAUCCAAUGGAAUGGAAACAUAUUGAAUAUCAUAUGGGUCCUGAUGGUUCUGUCCUGGGAUCUGAUGUUGCUGGUAUAGUCGUUGCCAUUGGAUCGGGUAUCCCAUCAGAUGAAUUUAAAAUAGGCGACUGUGUGUGUUCGUUUGUUCAUGGGUCUUCUGUCCGUAUGCCAGGGAACGGUGCAUUUGCAGAAUACUGUGCAAUUGACGCAAAUAUCGCAUUCAAACUGCCUCAAGAUUUUUUAACCAAAAAUGUACCUUCCUUCCCAUCAAAUGAGAAAUAUAUUCGUAUCCCUGAGGGCCCUGUAAACUCAAUUGAAUCGGCAGCUACUAUGCCAGUGGCAUUAAUUACCGCAGGCGCAAUUCUGAUCCAUGAGUUACGAUUAAAAUUAAUCUGGGAACCAAAACAGCCACAAAUCGACUCGCCCAUACUGAUUUGGGGUGGUGCAACAAGUGUAGGACAAAUCUUAAUUCAAAUGAUUAAAAAAUUAAAUGCAUUUUCCAAGAUCAUCGUGGUUGCAUCGAAGAAACACAAUCAAACCCUAUCUAAAUUUGGUGCCGAUUCUAUAUACGACUAUCACGAUGCCGACAUCUUGACAAAGAUUAGAUCUAACCACAAAGAUAUUAGGUAUAUAAUUGAUGUUGUGUCAAAUGAAGAUACAAUUAACCAGGUGUACAAGUGUGCACCGGCGGAUUCUCCAACUACUAUUAUCCAGUUAGAAUAUCUAAACAUCGAACAGAUAGACCCACAGGUGAGGAGAGAUGACGUCAAAAUUAUUGGAACUUUGAUAUAUUUAAUUUCCGGAUACGAUGUAAGAUUAGGUGAAUACUAUUUCCCUGCAAAUCCUCAAUUUAGAAAAGAUUUAAUUAGAUAUAUAAAAUUUAUCAACCCCAAAUUGAUAGAUGGUCAGAUCCAUCAUAUCCCGAUGAAAUUAUAUAAUCAUGGUUUGAAUGAUAUACCAUUAUUUACAAAUAUGAUUAAAAAUGGAGAAACUUAUGGUUACAAACUGGUCACAUCUUUACAAAAUGACCCAGAUGAUAAAAAAGAGAUGAGUGCAGACUAA
This is a messenger RNA of Arxiozyma heterogenica, 1197 nucleotides long. RefSeq names its product zinc-binding alcohol dehydrogenase family protein. NCBI's taxonomy places the organism in Eukaryota, Fungi, Ascomycota, Saccharomycetes, Saccharomycetales, Saccharomycetaceae. Bases 1 to 1197 code for a protein of 398 amino acids. The record is from RefSeq and is a predicted model, not a curated record. Gene Ontology annotation, molecular function: oxidoreductase activity, acting on NAD(P)H. The transcript has a single exon.